AUGGGGGCAUUGUUUUUGGAGCAGCGGCUGGAUGGAGGAGACAAGUGGUGGAGCGGUUUUUCAUUUACCACAUCAAAGACGGCGGAUCUCGGCGGCGUGGCACUAUGGGGAUUCGGUGUCCGAUGCGAGGAGAUGGACUCAUGCAGGAGAAGGACGCUGUCUGGCGUCAUGGUGGCGUCGAUGGCAGAGAGGCCUGGAAAGGUCGGUGCGUUAGUUUUUGCUCUGAAGAUGGAUUGGUGGAAGAUGGCGGUGACGGCACAUGAGAGGGCAAUGGACAAAUUCGUGCGAGUUUACAGCGGCGGGGAGCUGGUGAAGGGUCCAAAUGGGGUCGAAUUCGGGGACCUCUCCGAGCAGGGUAUAUGGUUCAAGGAAUCACCCACAUACAGUGAGCUCAUUGGCGCCGUGUACAAGAAGCUCGGGCUGGAACCUACGACACACAUUGUUCGUGCACAGGGAAGGGCGAAUGUCGGUGGUGGCGCUCAUUGGCACUUCAUCAUGGUGCCUAUCGAUGACGAUAUGUCCUGGAGUAACUAUGUCAAAGCAGUUUUCAAUGGCACCGACUGGAAUUGCCUGGAGGUUUAUGUUCAGGCAGAGAAGCGUCCAUCUAUGGAGCCGGUUUCUUCGGAGCCACAGAGGUCCUGGACAAGGGAGCAGAGCCCUAGAGCUGGCGGUUUCGACUUCUUUCUGAGCAACAAGAGAAAUGAUUCACCAUCCUCAAGGAAGGAGCCUGAGUCGGCUUCAGAGUCAGAAUCCGACAUGAAGUCUGAAGAUGGCGAGGAUGAUGGCUUUGCCUACACAUUGCACCAGAGGGUUCUCGAGCUUGAGGACGAUCUCAAUGCUGCGAACCGGAAGCUGCUUGAUGCAAACGAAAAGCUCGAGGUUUUCGAGAAGAAGAGCUUGAGGUGCCGUUGCGAUUAUAAGGAAAACGGAAAUGGUGCCGAUCAAGCUACAAAGAUUACACAUACCGAGGGAGAUCUCACGUUGAUUAGGGAGAAGCUACAGUAUUCACAAGUGGAGAUUGACAGUCUCAAAAGGAGGCUCGAAGACGCCGCAACUUUGUCAGAAGAGCACUCUAGGCUGUUGGAACAAAACAAGGAACUGGAAUCUGAAAUUGUCAAUCUGAAGGAAGAAAUGGCUUCGGCAAGACUGUAUUUCGACGACAAACUAUCCGAGAGCAAGGCCGAGAUCAGCAAGUACAUUCAAGAGCUUACCGCCGUGUAUAAGAAGCUGCUGCGGGAGAGGCUCACCAACAGAGCACAGAUGGGUAAGCUGCAAGAGACGAUCCGGAUCGCCGGUCAUGAGCUGGAGAAAGUUUCUGAAGAGAAAUCCCUAGUGGAGGAUCAUGUGAAGGAGCUGGAGGAGGCAAACGCCGAAGCCGAAAGGCGGAGGCAGGAGCUCAUCCAUGCCGCCGAAAUGCUGUUGGAGGACAAGUUCAGGCAUGAGGCUGAGAUCCUGACGAUGCAGCAGAGCAUCGAGGAUCUGAAGCCGAAAUUCGUGAGCAUCGCCAGAGAGAAGUCGCUGCUGAAACUCUGGUUCGCUGAUCUGGAGCUCGUUGUGGAUCGAGGGAGGAGCGUCGUAGUGGAGUAGCCCGGUUUUCUUGAAAAUUUCAGUAGCUAGAAUUUAGCAAA
This is a messenger RNA of Triticum dicoccoides, 1628 nucleotides long. RefSeq lists its product as uncharacterized. The record is from RefSeq and is a predicted model, not a curated record. The coding region runs from base 1 to 1587 and encodes 528 amino acids. NCBI's taxonomy places the organism in Eukaryota, Viridiplantae, Streptophyta, Magnoliopsida, Poales, Poaceae. The transcript has 2 exons.